This is a messenger RNA of Phalaenopsis equestris, 847 nucleotides long. RefSeq lists its product as uncharacterized. NCBI's taxonomy places the organism in Eukaryota, Viridiplantae, Streptophyta, Magnoliopsida, Asparagales, Orchidaceae. The coding region runs from base 178 to 648 and encodes 156 amino acids. The record is from RefSeq and is a predicted model, not a curated record. The transcript has 3 exons.
GAUAAAUUUUUAUUCUUAUUCUCAUGUAAAUUGCCCAAAACGAAAUAGCCAAAAGGUCCCCCACAUCAUUCUCAUCCUACCAUUAAAGAAGCCAGCUUGCCAAACAGCUCUUCUUCCCCAUCUCCAUUUCCAUACCCAUGCCCACCAGAAAAAAGAAGCCUUUUUUCAGGUGCGUAAAUGGGCAAUUGUCAGACGAGGGACGUGGUGGCGGCCGCAGUGAUUCAGCACCCCGACGGCAAAGUCGAGAAGCUUUACUGGCCGGCCACCGCCGGCGAGGUGAUGCGAAACCACCCCGGUCACUACGUCGCCUCAGUUACCUUUCACAUCUCCGGCGAUGUGCGCAAUACACAAGGAGCUGUCAGUGGUUCUCGCCGGCUUAUUUGUAUGCGUCUGCUUAAGCACAAGGAUCUGCUCCUUAUUGGCAAAGUAUACCGCCUUGUCACCUCGCAAGAAGUCGCAAAAGCACUGCAAAAUAGGAAGCAAGAGAGGUUUUUGAAGGUCCAGGCAGAGCUGAUGAAGCAAGAACAGCAGGGGGCAGGUACUGACGGAUGUGUUCAGGCGGAGAAGAAUGAGACAGAGAGGCAGAGAAACUCUCGCCAUUGGCGGCCUUCAUUGCAGAGCAUCUCAGAGGCUAAAGCUUUACAAUGAAAGCAGAUUCAGCUCUCCACCUCCAUUGGUUAUAAAACGCACGCAUAAAUUUGCUGCUGUCCUAAGAGUAUAGCACAUGAAUCUCCUCCUCCAUUAUUAGAAGCCAGAGUUGUGGUUUGGGGUACAAAGUGUAAUGAAUACUACUUCUGAUUUUGUAAUGAUUUUCUCAAGACAUUUAAUGGAGUUGGAAGGUUAUAUA